This is a messenger RNA of Rhea pennata, 1884 nucleotides long. It is a transcript of the gene PCK1, whose product is annotated as phosphoenolpyruvate carboxykinase 1. The transcript is spliced from 9 exons. NCBI's taxonomy places the organism in Eukaryota, Metazoa, Chordata, Aves, Rheiformes, Rheidae. Gene Ontology annotation, molecular function: phosphoenolpyruvate carboxykinase (GTP) activity; manganese ion binding; GTP binding. The record is from RefSeq and is a predicted model, not a curated record. Gene Ontology annotation, cellular component: cytosol. Gene Ontology annotation, biological process: hepatocyte differentiation; gluconeogenesis; propionate catabolic process. The coding region runs from base 16 to 1884 and encodes 622 amino acids.
CUGCAGGCUACAGAAAUGCCCCCACAGUUGAAGACCAACCUAAACAUCAUCCCCAAGGUUAUCCAGGGGGAUUUGCAGAGCCUGCCUCCAGAAGUGAGAGAGUUCAUUGAAAGUAAUGCCAAGCUGUGCCAGCCUGAAAGCAUUCAUAUUUGUGAUGGUUCAGAAGAAGAAAACCAAAAAAUUCUGGACAUCAUGGUAGAGCAAGGCAUGAUCAAGAAGCUGAGCAAGUACGAGAACUGCUGGUUGGCUCUCACUGAUCCAAGGGAUGUGGCAAGAAUUGAGAGCAAAACUGUCAUUAUCACUCAAGAACAGAGAGAUACCAUUCCAAUCCCUAAAACUGGAACUAGCCAGCUGGGCCGCUGGAUGUCAGAAGAAGAUUUUGAGAAAGCUUUCAGUAUCAGAUUUCCAGGCUGCAUGCAAGGGCGUACGAUGUAUGUCAUCCCCUUCAGCAUGGGGCCUAUUGGGUCUCCUUUGUCCAAGAUUGGGAUUGAACUGACAGAUUCACCAUAUGUAGUGGCCAGCAUGAGGAUCAUGACACGAAUGGGAACAGCUCCUUUGAAAGCUUUGGAAAAUGGGGAGUUUGUAAAAUGCCUUCACUCAGUUGGAUGCCCUCUACCACUAAAAGAACCGCUAAUCAACAACUGGCCAUGCAAUCCAGAGUUAACACUGAUUGCUCAUCUCCCAGAUCGCAGAGAGAUCAUUUCAUUUGGCAGUGGUUACGGAGGAAACUCCUUGCUAGGGAAAAAGUGUUUUGCUCUCAGAAUUGCCAGCAGAAUCGCCAAGGAAGAGGGCUGGCUAGCUGAGCACAUGCUGAUCCUGGGCAUUACAAAUCCAGAGGGUGAGAAGAAGUAUUUUGCUGCAGCAUUCCCUAGUGCAUGUGGAAAGACAAACUUGGCCAUGAUGAACCCAAGUCUGCCAGGAUGGAAAAUUGAGUGCGUGGGGGAUGAUAUUGCCUGGAUGAAAUUUGAUGAGCAAGGUGACUUAAGGGCAAUCAAUCCAGAAAAUGGCUUUUUUGGUGUUGCCCCUGGAACUUCAAUCAAAACAAACCCCAAUGCCAUUAAAACCAUAUUCAAGAACACCAUAUUUACCAAUGUAGCUGAAACCAGUGAUGGAGGUGUCUACUGGGAAGGCAUUGAUGAACCAUUGCCAUCAGGAGUAACACUGACUUCAUGGAAAAACAAGGACUGGACCCCAGAUAAUGGGGAACCUUGUGCUCAUCCCAAUUCACGUUUUUGCACCCCAGCCAGUCAGUGCCCCAUCAUAGACCCUGCAUGGGAGUCACCAGAAGGUGUGCCCAUCGAAGCCAUCAUAUUUGGAGGCCGCAGACCUACUGGUGUGCCUCUUGUGUAUGAGGCCUUUAACUGGCAGCAUGGAGUAUUUAUAGGAACAGCUAUGAGAUCUGAAGCAACAGCAGCUGCUGAACACAAAGGCAAAAUCAUUAUGCACGAUCCGUUUGCCAUGAGACCUUUCUUUGGCUAUAACUUUGGCAAGUAUUUAGCCCACUGGCUCAGCAUGGCACAUCGUCCAGCUGCAAAACUACCAAAGAUCUUCCAUGUUAACUGGUUUCGGAAAGACAACCAAGGGAAAUUCCUGUGGCCUGGCUACGGAGAGAAUUCCCGUGUACUGGAGUGGAUGUUCAAAAGAAUUCAAGGAAAAGCCUCUGCCAAGCCAACUGCCAUAGGUUACAUCCCUGCUGACACUGCUUUGAACCUGAAGGGUUUAGAAGAUGUCAACUUGGCUGAACUAUUUGAGGUCUCCAAAGAGUUCUGGGAAAAGGAGGUGGAAGAAAUCAAACAGUACUUUGAGGAGCAGAUUAAUGCUGACCUUCCCUAUGAAAUAGAAGGAGAAGUACUUGCCUUGGAGAAGAGGAUAAAACAGUUGUAG